AUGACACCACCAUCAGUCGUCCCUGCUGCUAAUGGUCAGCAAGAUGGGCAGAGCUUGGAUGAGUUGGUGAUGGGAACAAAUAGCAGCUCCAUCGUGUCGAAAAGAAGUGUUGAGAAGCUUUACUACCCUGACGAGCCGCAUUUCUACCGUUUCUUCGUGCCGCGAUUUCAAAGGCGAGCACCACUGGUCAAUCGCGGCUACCACCUGAGAAUCAAAGUCAUCGACACCAUUGUUCGCAACUUUCUACGCGAGCCCACGUCUCGCAAGAAGGUGAUCGUCAAUCUUGGGUGUGGAAGCGACGUGUUGCCAUGGCAGUGUCACGCACGCUACCCAGAGCUGGCCGGUGACACUAUGUUUGUCGACGUCGAUUUUCCAGACUUGAUGGAGAGGAAACGCAAGAUAGUGUUGGCCCACCCCGAACUUUCCAGCCUGUUGGGGUCCUCCUGCGUGACGGGCACUGCGGGCUCCCCAAUUCUGCUCCAGAGUGCCCUGUAUUCCCUCAUUGCCUGCGACUUGCGUCAGCCUUCAGUCCUUCAAGACUGCCUGUCCAAAGUCAUAGGUGCAGACACAUCUGAUGUCAGCUUCCUAUUCGUGGCUGAGGUGUCAAUCACCUACUUAGAGACCCGAGCAGCCGAUGAAGUCAUCCGCUGGGCCAGCUCGAUCGGCUCUGCCCAGUUCUGUUUACUUGAGCAAUUGCUCCCUGAUGGCCCGGAACACCCUUUUGCAAAGACGAUGAUGAGACACUUCAGUAAGAUGAAUACACCACUGAGGUCUGUGUCGCAGUAUCCCACUUUGGUGGACCAACACCGGCGUUUUGAAUCUCGAGGCUGGGCGACUGUGAAGAGCUGGCCUCUGUGGGAGGCUUGGGCAGACGACUACUUCAUGACGGCGGCCGAAAGGAACCACCUCGAUAAUAUGGAACCUUUCGACGAAUGGGAGGAGUUUGCUCUCUUUGGCAGUCACUACUUCGUACUCCGGGCAAGCAAUCAAUCCACGGGAGAAACUUCGACGCCGCGACCACCACGGGAACAGUCGAGCACGCUUGAAAAGUGGCGUAUAGCCAUGCGACUUGAUGAGCCCCCGAAAGGCGUGUCACUGCGACGCUUUGGCGCUGCUGUUCAAGUUGCCGUGCCAGGGAGACCCGAACAUCUCUGCCAUAUUCUCGGCCAAGGACCCGGAUCGCGUCUCAGCUCCCUUGACGUUCACUGCAUCUCGGAAGAGGUCAUUCCAGCGACAUCGUCAGGCAAUGGACCCUCACAGAGAGUGUGCUUCACUCUUACAGAUCUGGGCAGCGCAGGGGUAAUGCUCGCUGGUGGACGCGCCUCUCCUACCGCGCCGUCGAAGGAAACCUGGAUCUAUGCCACGUCUUCGGGGCGCUGGUAUAGGUCCCACGACCUGCCCAUGCCAACUUUUCGUCACUCGGCGGUUAGGCUAGGCUCGUCUUCGCUGGCUCUUGUUGUGGGUGGAAAGACGGAUAAGCACACCGUGGCGACAGCGUGCCAUGUAUUCGAUCCGAAGAUCGGCUGGCGGACUUGUAAGCUUCGCGGGACACGUCCAGCAGUCUUCGGGGCGACCUUGAUUGAGUGCCCCGAAACUGAUGCUGCGGCCUACACGGGAGUCCUGAUUGGUGGUAUGCACGAGGAUGGCACAUGCAAUCAGUCGACUUUCUUCUGGGAACUAGACAUGGAUGGCUCGUCUGACCUCUCCAUAUCUUUUAGACGCGGUGCGGAUGCAGACCCCUCACUAACUGAGCAUCAUUCAAGCCUGCAUAGAUUUGGAGCCAACUGCCUUCCCACGCCUGAUGGAUGCUUCAUCCUCUUCGGGGGUGUCACGGCGGCAUCUCAGCUGUCUCAGGAUCAGGAUAUACUGGUGCUCAAGAUGAGAGCGAAUAAGUUCAAUGCAGUCGCUUGUCUUGUCGACGUUGAUGAGAAGCGUAGUCUGCGCCCCUUCUUCAUCGGGUCCUCUGUCGUAUAUAUCGGGCACCACCAGUAUGUUAUCCUGGGGGGCGGCGCAACCUGCUACGGAUUUGGAGGCUACUGGUCAAGGGGCACGUAUAGCAUCGUGUUUGACACGGCAAACGAAAUGGUUGGAGAUCCAGCCGCCGGUGAAGAGGCACCUCUACCCGUGCGAUAUGCGCACACAAACUACAUUUGA
Messenger RNA from Verticillium alfalfae VaMs.102, 2154 nucleotides. RefSeq names its product leucine carboxyl methyltransferase. Lineage: Eukaryota; Fungi; Ascomycota; Sordariomycetes; Glomerellales; Plectosphaerellaceae. Bases 1 to 2154 code for a protein of 717 amino acids. The record is from RefSeq and is a predicted model, not a curated record. Gene Ontology annotation, molecular function: tRNA methyltransferase activity; protein binding. The transcript is spliced from 5 exons. Gene Ontology annotation, biological process: tRNA methylation; wybutosine biosynthetic process.